Messenger RNA from Hemicordylus capensis (graceful crag lizard), 4958 nucleotides. RefSeq names its product solute carrier family 35 member F2 (gene SLC35F2). Gene Ontology annotation, biological process: transmembrane transport. The transcript has 9 exons. The coding region runs from base 181 to 1386 and encodes 401 amino acids. NCBI's taxonomy places the organism in Eukaryota, Metazoa, Chordata, Lepidosauria, Squamata, Cordylidae. The record is from RefSeq and is a predicted model, not a curated record. Gene Ontology annotation, molecular function: transmembrane transporter activity. Gene Ontology annotation, cellular component: membrane.
CAGGAGGUGAUAAACAAGAAGUUCAGCAGGCAACGCCAGUAGCAGCAUCACCCAGAGGAGGCCGAGCAAGCCUGGAGGAGCGGAGGCAGCGACUCCGCCUUCCUUGCCGCUCUUUGCCUUCCAUCCUCCUCCUCCCGUCUCUCUCAGAGAGGCGGAUCCGGGCUGACCUCACCGUCUGCAAUGGAAGGAGCACACCACCCGGCUAGGGAGAGCCCCAAUCCCGCCACGCAGACAACGGCGGCGGCUGACCCGCGAUCUUGCUACUCCAGCCUCUUGAACCGCUUUAAGGAAAAACUCUUCACUUGGCACAUUGUGAAAACGCUUGCUCUGGGUCAGAUGCUCUCUUUGUUCAUAUGUGGGACUGCUGUUACCAGCCAGUACUUAGCCGAUAAGUACCAUGUCAACACACCGAUGCUACAGAGUUUCAUCAACUACUGCUUGCUUUUCCUUGCAUAUACCACAACGCUGGCCUUCAGGAAAGAUGGGGACAGCAUCUGGCAGAUUCUGAAGAGGAAAUGGUGGAAGUACAUUUUGCUCGGACUGGCUGAUGUUGAAGCUAACUAUGCCAUUGUAAAAGCCUACCAGUAUACCACCCUAACAAGUGUCCAGCUCCUAGACUGCUUUGGGAUUCCUGUGUUGAUGGCUUUAUCGUGGUUCAUCCUCCAUGCAAGAUACAAACUGAUCCAUUUUAUUGCUGUUGCUGUCUGCCUGUUGGGUGUAGGGACCAUGGUCGGUGCAGAUAUAUUGUCUGGGAGGCAAGAUGGUGAAGGAAGUGACGUGGUGAUCGGAGACGUCUUAGUCCUCCUUGGUGCUUCGUUGUAUGCUAUUACGAAUGUGAGUGAGGAAUACAUUGUGAAAAAUCUGAGCAGAAUGGAGUUUCUAGGAAUGGUGGGCUUGUUUGGGACUAUUAUCAGCGCUCUGCAGCUAGCUAUUGUGGAACAUAAAGACAUAGCUAAUAUUAACUGGAAUUGGAAAAUUGCGUUGCUGUUUCUGGCUUUUGCCUUGUGUAUGUUUGGGCUGUACAGCUUCAUGCCAAUAGUGAUAAAAGUUACCAGUGCAACGUCUGUCAACUUGGGCAUUCUGACAGCAGACCUCUACAGUCUUUUCUUUGGACUCUUCCUGUUUGGCUACAAGUUUUCAGUGCUCUAUCUCCUGUCAUUUGUGGUCAUCAUGGUGGGUUUCGUCAUGUAUUGCUCCAUGCCAACCCGCACAGCAGAGGCUGUCUCAACAAGCUUGCCGCUGGCACCCAGCAAUGGCUUUGACAACCUUGCCUUAAAAAUGGAGGAGAACCAUCUGGAUGCAGCUGUCAUCUCACCUGUACAGUGUAACGAAGAAGAAAGCCAGGCAGGAGAAACAUCACUGGGUACACGGGUGCAAGUCUUAUGAAAUGUUGAGCCUUUCAGCUGCCAACAUUACUUUGGAAAUGUCAGUAAACAAGAGAUAAUGAGCAUUAUGUUGUGUAGGGGUGGAUAAACCGGAGAGAUACCUGUGGUGGAAUCUGUGCUCACGCCAAAGUCUGGAAUUUCACUGCAAGAUAAUGAGGGGCUGGAUCUUUAGUUGAGUCGUCCGUAUUAAGUCACAUCCAUGGAAGAUCUGGCCUUAAUUCUGACAGCAGAAUAGACAUAUAGAGGCUAUCGGGGAGUGACUAAUGUGCAUAGCUGUGUGCGCUGUAGAAAGCAGGAUCUACACUCAAGAUAACCAAAUUGUGCUCAGAAAAAAUGAAUGGUUUAAUCCAGGUAUUUUCUUCAGCCCCAAACUUUAUAUUUCCGAGGACUGUGCAACUGUUUGACAAGAACCUAGUUGACAAAAGGAAAACACAUAGUAUGGGGUGAUAGCCCAGUAGGAUCAGAGAGGCUUGAAACUGGCAAGGAGACACAGCUGUGAAGGAAAUUGGAUCUCCACCUUCAGACCACUGUAAAGCCCUAUGCAAUUACUUCUGGUUUUAUAACCUCAUCCAGUCCCUUGAGGACUAGAAAUUUUUUUUUGUGGGGGGAGGGAAGAAAUGGACCACCAUAUCUUGCUCUUGCAUAGUUGACCUGCAGACUACACACUCCCUGCACAUCUUUGCAGUAAUUUCAUUUGCAUACUCAGAGACCAGUAUAAUUACACUCCGUUAUAGGCAAACAAUGACAGGCAACAUAGUUGCUAAAGCAGUGAUGCUAAUGAAGCAGCCCGACAGCUGUUUUGUGACAACUGCUCUGGGCUCCUUGGAGGAAGAGCGGGAUAUAAAUGUAAUAAAUAAAUAAACUGCUGAAUUAAAGGAUGCUCUGAGCCUUCCACCUGCCUAACACUAGCACAUUUUUCUUCCUUGAAUUAUCUCAUCCUUUUAAAAAAAGAUAUUGGAUAUACCUUGGACCAUGCUCCUUCUGGUGGUCAGCAGGUAAACUGUAUAUAUUAACAUGUUUGUGGGAAGAAAGCCUCUGUGUUGAUCAGCUCUUCGAAAAAAACAAAGAUAGCUUUUGAGCUCCCCGUCGUUUGCAUCUUUAAAUCCAUUACCUGAAGAACUUCUUGUACCUCUGCGACUACAUGUUAUGGUUCCAGGACCUAACUAUGAUCUACAAGCCUUAUUGUAAGCAAGUAUAUAACUGAACCAUGAGAAACAUUUGUAUCCUGAUCUAACUAGGGGCUGUACAAUGCAUGGGAACUGAUCUUCAUGCAGAUGUUCCUGCCUGGAUGGAGAAUUGCAUGCACAGAAGGUUGCUGUGUACACAAUUCCAAAAUCCAGUCUAGCGGCAAAUCUAAUUAGAGUAGGGCUGUGCACAACUUUGGCCCUCUGGCUAUUGUUGGACUACAACUCCCAUCAUCCCCAGCUACAGUGGCCAAUAGUCAGUAAUGAUAGGAGCUGUAGUGGUAUAACCACAGCUGGAGGGCUGAAGUUGUGUAGCUCUGCAUUAGAUAUGUUGAAUACUGCUGAUCAGCCCUGUGGAAUGUGGAGUGGAGGCUAGGUUCCUCCUGUCUUUAUCUUUCUACCGUUCAAGCUGAUUGCUCCCAGGUUUGAUUUAGUGCAGUAUUGGCAGUUCUUCUACACAUUCCAACGAUGCUUUAGUGCAGAGAUAUUCAGCGGAAGGUCAUGUGCCCCCAACCAUCACUCAGACAUCCUUCCCGCUUUGAUAUCAGAUAAUCAGCCCUGACAGUGCUGAUCACCAUCAUGCUGAUUUCAGGCCAAUCUGGAUUUAAAGUUUUGCCUCCAAACUUAAUGUCCCUCCUACUGAAUGGGCCUGGUCUUGAAUGACUAAAGGUGAAUCUAGUCUGGGCCAGUAACCUAUUGUGAAAAAGGGUUUAAGACUCCAGCUUGAUGGCUCUGUCCCUUCCAUUACAAUAGGCAAGAGACUGCAUUCAUUCAGUAGCAAAAGGGUUGAAUGUCGCCCAUUCAGAGCACUUCAGGUGCAGUGGCAGAUAUGCUCAGUGAUGGAGAUCUGCGUUUUGCCACAUCCACAGAAUCAGUGCUCACAGAGCUAGCAAUCUUGUUCGGUAACAUGCACAUGGUGUAGAAGCUCUGUGCACACUCUUUGGUGUUGGAUAUGUGUUUUUGUUCCAUUUCCACUUGGUACCACUUCCACUUGGUACCCAGAAACCUGGAUUGGAAGACAGAUCCACAAAUGCAUCCCAAAAAUGGAGGCAAGGUGAUAUCUUGCUGGAUCAGGCAAUUCUAGUUCAAGAUAACUAGGACUGCCCCAAUCCCACCUUGUCUCCUUUUCACAUUGCAUUCCCAUGCAUAAGCUGCUAGUAAGAUGGUUCCCACCAUUACAGCAUCAACUGUAGCAAUUAUCAUACUUCAGCUUUUCUGUACUGCUUGUUCUCUAGCUUUGAUAGAAAACCGCAAAGAUGCCCUAGAAAGGUUUUUUCUUUCUUAGUGGGCCCAAAGCAGUUUGAGUGGAUAUUCUUAGGCAGUGUUCAAGCAAAGCAGUCUUUGAGGUCAUUCACACAAAUCAAAAACUAUGUUCUACCUGGGUUUGGGAACUAUGUGUGCUCCCAAAUCCUGUUUAUGUGGAAGCAAGGUAGGAGGAAAAGCUGGGUAGAAGUGAUUGUGUGGAAGCAAGGUAGGAGGAAAAGCUGGGUAGAAGUGAUUGUGUGGAAGCAAGGUAGGAAGAAAAGCUGGGUAGCUUUUCCUCCUACCUUGCUUCCAGAAAACCAAAAUUGGGAGCACACACAACUGCCAAACUCGGGUAGAACACAGUUUUUGCUUGUGUAAGUGACCGUAUUCUGUAUUAUCUCAAUAAUGAAGGAUUUUUCUAGGACAUCCUUGGAAGUUUCCUCUUCUGUUGUUUCUACACUAGUACUCUCCUUUUUGUUUUCUAGCUGUGCCAUGAUGAUGAUGAUAAUUAUUAUUCGAUUAUUCAAUGAUGAUGAUGAUGAUUGGUUUUUAACAGUGAUUCAAACUCAUCACUCUUCAGAAUAGAUCAUGUGUAGCACAGCAAUGGAGUUAUUUUAAAGCUAUAUUCUUGACCAAUGGAAACUUACAGAGUUUGACUAGAAUCAGAGGAGAGCUGCUAAUUUUACUGGCUAGAACUUGGGACCAUAUAUGCCAAACAGGACUGUACCACAAUCUCCAUUAAUUCAAAGUGUCUUGUGCCAUGGUUCUGGCCUGGGUUUGGAGCUGUCAUCUAAGCAGACCUAUUAGGAAUUCAGUGUUUUCUGAAAUUAGUAGGUCAACUUCCAAAUAAAGUGGCUUAAGACCACAGGGCAAAAGAUGUUCUGCUACUCUUGAAUUUUCAUCUUGUAAACUUGUUUGUUUUUGUAGACCAUGCUUUUUUUCUUCUUAAUAUGAAAGAGUUUGCCUAAAGUAGCAAUAUGUUGUACAGAAAACAAUGCUGGUUGUACAGAAAACAAUGCUGGAAAACAAUAGUGAAGCUGGGUUUUUAAAAAAAAUAGUUCUAUUGUGGCAUAUUUAAAUUGAAGUGCAACUCAAAAUAAAGUUUUUAUUAUCUGUCCCAAAAUAAAUAUUCUGUAAGCUCUGA